Amorphotheca resinae ATCC 22711 is the source of this 1989-nucleotide messenger RNA. RefSeq lists its product as hypothetical. The record is from RefSeq and is a predicted model, not a curated record. Lineage: Eukaryota; Fungi; Ascomycota; Leotiomycetes; Helotiales; Amorphothecaceae. The transcript has 7 exons. Gene Ontology annotation, molecular function: transporter activity. Bases 1 to 1989 code for a protein of 662 amino acids. Gene Ontology annotation, biological process: transport.
AUGGCGGGGGGCAUCUCGGGGGGAACGGGGCAGAAAUUGACUCAUGCUACUAUUAUUGUGGCUGGAGUUGCUUCUUUGGUAGCAUCGUUAUUGUCCAUUGUUUCAGUAUGGCUCCAAACCAAAAACUACCGCAAGCCACUCCUCCAACGAUAUGUCAUUCGAAUCUUGCUCAUGGUACCGAUAUACUCGAUAUCAUCAUGGUCCAGCAUCGUCUCAUUGAAGGUUGCGAUGUUUGUCGAUCCUAUCCGUGAUAUUUAUGAGGCUUUCACGAUAUAUACCUUCUUCCAGCUCUUGAUCAACUUUCUGGGCGGGGAACGAGCUUUGAUAAUCAUGAUGCAUGGACGCGAGCCGGUGCACCACCUAUGGCCCCUGAACCACUGCCUUCCAACCGUCGAUAUCUCGGAUCCCCAUACGUUCUUGGCCAUAAAGCGCGGGAUCCUACAAUAUGCCUGGUUGAAACCCGUUCUUGGUCUUGCAGCUAUCAUCAUGAAGUCCACUGGAACGUACCAGGAGGGAUAUCUCGGCUUAACAUCGGGAUACCUUUGGAGUGGAAUCGCAUAUAACAUCAGCGUUACUGUCAGUCUGUACUCUCUCGGAUUAUUCUGGGUUUGCAUGGCGAAAGACCUUCGGCCUUUCCGGCCCGUCCCCAAGUUUCUUUGUAUCAAGCUCAUAAUUUUUGCUUCGUACUGGCAAGGGUUUUUUCUAUCUAUCCUGGUCUGGUUAGGUGCUAUCCCCGACGACGUUGAAGGCUAUACUCCAGACAAUCUUGCUGCAGCUAUUCAGGAUGCGUUGAUCUGUAUCGAGAUGCCUAUGUUUGCUGUUGCUCAUUGGUAUGCGUUCUCCUGGCAUGACUAUGCAGAUGUCACUAUCUCUGCAGCAAGAAUGCCCGUUUUAUACGCAAUCCGAGACGCAUUUGGAGUCCGAGACCUCAUCGAGGACACUAAGGAGACUUUCAGCGGUAACAAGUACGAAUACCGCCUCUUCGAUUCAGGUGAUAAUAUCCUGGCACAUGAGGGGUCCUCCUCGCGGGUUGCGAGAAUGAUGGAAGGUAUGAGAUAUGAACGCGGAGGGAAGGGCAAGUACUGGAUUCCCCGGCCUGGUGAGGCAACCUCGCGAACCCCACUUCUUGGUGGACCUAGUCGGGGAUCCAAAUUCCAACAGAACGAUGAUCAAUAUACAAGGUAUGGAAAUGGAUGCAUCGAUGAGCCAGUUCUUGAUCCGGAUGAGGAAGAUCUAUACCAAAGGGCCCGAGAGCUAGAGUUCGGCGACUGGAAUUACCCGGUGAUCACUGCCCACGAAGCACUUCGAGAAAGGUGGCUCACCGGACAGCCUGGUCUAGUCACCACCUCAGCCAAUCGCAAUCUGCUGCAGCCAACCCAAGACAAUGCCAUCAGACGAGAAGGCAACAUAAGAGAGAUCGUUGAAGAGGUGACUAGAACGAAGAGCCAGAGCAAACAUAAAAAGAGCUCUUCCCAAGCCAAGAGGCACAGUAGUUCUAAGGGCAAGCAAGCCGAUAAAUCGGAUGGCGAGGAAGGGCGGGCGCCGAUGUUGAAAGGCAUGCUGCGGCACCACUCUUCAGAAUCGAGCUCAGCGAAAUCCGACCGCAGCCAGCUUGUGGACCUCGUGGUUGAAGACACGAUGGCAGAGGAUAUCGAGAGGAUCCGGGCCAGAAAGGAAGGCAGUGCGGGCUGGAAUGAGACGGAGCAGAAGCGUUUUGUGCGAACGUACGGGAAGGGCACUGGCGAAGACAUCCGGGAGGGUUAUGAGCCGACGGAUGAUGUUGCGGCUGUUGAUCCCAAGGAGGACGAGGGGGUUGAGGAGGGGCAGGAUGUUGAAGAGAGGCACAGCGCUGAUGACUCUGAAGAGUCACGGCAGUGGAAUGAAGCACGAGAGCCGGCGGUGGUGCUCCAACCGAAGUAUGGCCUGGACGGCGAGGCGUUUGAGAAUGUUUGGGGCGAGGCUUCGACGCAGGCAAGAGAGCACCCUUGA